CUAAAUUAAUCCGUGUGUGAAAAACGUCAAAGAAUACAUUUAGUUUCGGCUGCUUCCUGGACGGACUUGGUGGCUUAAUAAUACGACCUGUCAUAGAUUCCAGGUCGAUCCGAUAAGUGGUAUGAGAAGCAAAACGACAUCCUUGCUAACUUCAGCAUUUGGAUUAGUGGCCUUUGUGCUGCCAGCAGUCCAGAUGACUCAAAUCUUUGUUUAUGGGACCCUGAAGAAGGGACAGCCCAAUUACUCCAGGAUGUUGGACCCUGUCAACGGGAAGGCUUCAUUCUGUGGGCGAGCCAGCACCAUUGACAAGUUCCCUCUGGUCAUCGCUGGCAAGUACAACAUCCCGUUUCUCUUAAACAUUCCUGGAGAGGGUCAGAACGUCCAGGGGGAGGUAUACUCCGUUGAUGACCAGAUGCUGGCAUUCUUGGACCGUUUUGAGAGCAUCCCCCACAUGUACCAGCGCACCUUGGUGAAACUGAAGGUGGAGGAGUGGGUAGAUGGGGCUGGCUGUGCCCAGACUCCAGGGAGCACGAUGGAGGCCUUUGUGUACAGCACCACCACCUACCAGCCAGAGUGGGUGAAGCUGCCGAGUUAUGAGAACUACGACGCAUAUGGCGAUCAUGGUUUAGAGUAUGUUUUUCGUGAAGCCAGGGAUGAUUAGAGCCUGACACUGUCUCACAAGGCAGUUGAUCCAGAAACUGAUCAUCUCCAGUAGUAGACAAAGUAGUUCACUUAAAAUGGACAGAGGGGAAAGCACUUAAAUAUCAGGGUCUUAUAUCGGUUUAAGGAGUGUCUGGUUUAAAAUCAGGUUUAUACAUCUACUGUUUUCUCUAAAUGUAUGUGGCAAACCUUUACUUUAGUGGUAUGGUUUGGGCAACUUCUGCUAAUGUAGGCCAGUAAGGCCAGUAUGAGUAUACAGUUAAGCAAUUUCCCAAAGCACUUUUUAAAAUCGAUCAAUGUGUAAUGAAGCCAUGCCCUGCAAAACAUCAUUGUGUCCAAUUUUUAAGUUGUUUGAUUCGUUUUUGUCUUGUUAAGUGAAAAUCACACGAUCACAAAUAUAAAUAAUAUUUAUAAAAUAUUUAGGAGGCAUUCUUAUGUGUGUUACUGAGCUGGUACUGUAUCUCAGGGUAGGAUCAAUGGGCAUUCGAGCCCUUGUUUGGGUCCAGAUAUUUUCUACUUCAGGAAUGAUUUCAUUCUCAGUCAUCCUGUCAAUCACUCAGUGUACUGGUCACCACUGCGUACUCCUAACUGUCCUGUUCUGUUUCAGAGAUUUGAAUUGACAGGCAUCAAUAACACUCCAUGUAAUAUUUCAAAAUUCAUUAACUAAGCUGAUCUCCAGGAAUUGUAAUGUGGUCUUGUUAUACCUCUGGCUGUCAUGAGUAGGUAGAUUUGACGUCACAUAGAAUAACAUUAUGUCUAUUGGUUACUGCUGCUCUCAUUGUUUGUGUGGACCAUCAGAAAAACUAAGCAUAUUUACAGCAGAUUAAUUCAUUGGACUAACAGCUUUUGAUUUUUUAUAUUCUACCUAGCUCUUGGUAGUUCAUUUUUUUGAAGAGGCAUUUUACUUGGUUGUCUUUGUGUCAAAGAAAUGUGUGAUUUUAUGAAGGCAAUGCUCCCAGAACAAGUCAUUAAUAAUAAUUGUAAUACAAGUGGUAUAGUAAUAAAGUUGUUGAAAUAAAGGCAUUUAUUGAGAAA
Clupea harengus (Atlantic herring) is the source of this 1695-nucleotide messenger RNA. Its product is annotated as gamma-glutamylaminecyclotransferase-like. NCBI's taxonomy places the organism in Eukaryota, Metazoa, Chordata, Actinopteri, Clupeiformes, Clupeidae. Gene Ontology annotation, molecular function: gamma-glutamylaminecyclotransferase activity. The record is from RefSeq and is a predicted model, not a curated record. Gene Ontology annotation, cellular component: cytosol.